AUGACCGACCCAGCUGCGCCCAAGGAUAGGUAUUGUGCAUCAGAUUGUUGUAUCAAGGCUCGACUAAGUCGUCCUCAUAGCUUGCAUGGACUGUCUGCCUCCUCCACAGGUGCGCAAAGUAACCGUGAGCAUCUUUCCAGACAGUCACAAAGUUUGCACUCUUUACAAGCAGCUCCUCGCUAUUGUGCGCCUAGAGAACAAAGCCGCAAUGUCUCCUUGAUGCAAAAAGCCCGCGGUCUGUCAAAAGCGCCGUCAAAGCCCGAGUCCUCCUUCAAACCCACUUGCCGAGUAUGCGACAAGACUACAGCCACAAGCUACAACCCGAUUAUCGCUUGUCCAGGAUGUACCAGAACAUAUCAUGACAGUUGUCGAAGACCUUCACUGACCCAAGGCGUUGACCCAUUACCCGAAGAGACCACCGCUAGUAACCAUGUCGAUGCUCAGAAUUUCCGUGCUAGUUCUCUAAGCGCAAGGAGUUUAGAAAGCUUAUAUAGACCCAAGGAUGUCUUUGAGCCAUCUCCCCAACCUGAGUCCUGUGUCCUUUCAAACAAUCUAAGAACACCUAUGCACCGUUUGGGUCAGCCUGACAAUCUUAAUUCACCAUCUCAGGGGCAAAGCGUUGAGGCUCAAGUCAACCUCACAGCUAUCAAUUCUUCAAGACAACUAGAGAUACCUGAGACCCCUGAUAUCGCUACUCGCCACAGCAUACCACUCACAACGAGUAGCACGGAUUUGGCCAAGUUCGAUUUUUCAACGGCUGUAACUACUCGAGCAGAUGAGAUCAAAACCUCCUCUUGGUUUUAUUCACAUCGGCCGACGCUCGAGUCGAAGAUAGAGAAAAUCAAUGAUCAUGCAACGCCUUAUACGCUUCCUGCAUCAUCCGACAACCUAGAGCCGAGUAACUCCACGGAGUCAAUCUCUGCUUCUAACGAUGUAGAAAGAGGAACCGUACUUCAAGCCAUCGCAACACACGGAACAAACAUCAUCUACAAUACCUCCUUCCAGUCACCGCGCAACGGGCAGCAGUGCGAAAAUGAUUAUCGAGAGUUACCUGGCGCAUCAGAGACAACGCAAAUGGGUGAUCCACCAGCAAUUGUACCACCUGUUUCCCACUUGGUACAUGAGGCUCAGACCCACGUUUCUCGACAACCCCCUUCUACUGGUGACGCAGUCUCGUGUGAAUUGCUUUCUGUGCAGCGGGAGUCGGGAAACGUGAAUCUAGAGGGCUCUCCUAAUGGUAUAAGCCCAUCCAUGUCUCCCCAAAUUUCCUUCUGUUCGGAUCUGGAUGACACAUAUUCACCCGUGUGUCAGAAGCGCCAUACAAAUCAAGAGCUAGCUAGGAUAGCCCUGGCUUGUGCAGAUGGAGCAAGUAUGACGGCCUCGCAGAUUGUUGAUUGGCUAGUCCAAAAGUUCCAUUACCUUCAAAAGGGGCAGGCUACGUGGGAAAAAAGUCUCAAGGCGGUUCUUUCACGCAAAGAGUUUCGUAGCGACAAGGCGAGUGGGUUGCAUGGGGCCCGUCUGGCGUAUAGUUUUGCCAACGCAGCUUGUAAAGCUCGAUACGAAGAGGAAUAUCGAGACUAUAUCAUUCAAUACUCGCAAGAACAUGAUCAAAAACAUGCUGCCGGGCCUGUUGACGUGGUCAAAAAUAACCAGGGAGAUGUAUCCAACAGUGCAGCAUGUCCUCGGUCUUCUGCAAUCACAUCGACAAUACCGGAUUCCAGCUUCAUUCAAUCACCAGCUACCACCGCUUCCAACGGUGACUUACCGCCCGGCCUUUUCAAGUUAUCCGACUCAUCCAAUCUAAAUGAUAUUGCUGAGUAUGCUUCUGGAAUCAAGCGCGAGGCAAGUUUUCAUCACGUCUACCCUCGUAGCACUCAGCCUCCAAUCGAGAUGAUGACUGCUGAGGAAAAGACCAUGAAAGUGGCAGAGAUCCAGGCAAGACCUUCUCGCAAGGCGUUGUUCAAUUCAAACCAACGCCUAGCGCACGUUCGAAGGUACAGGCGGCUGGACAUUCAUGAUGAAAGCGAUGGAGCAUGGAAGACUCAAUCUUCGGAAGCAGAGGGGUACCCCGCAAAAAAUGAAGCCGUCACAAGGGACCGUGAUGAACCCCGGUCGCUACGUGAAGUCUUCAACCUCCCGGUCCAUGCGGUGCCAAUGAUCGAUGGGGUCGAGUUGGCUUUCCGGGAUGGAACUUUAGUCAACGGUCAACUGCCACGACCACGCCAUGUAUACAGGGUGGGGAAGAGACUUGGAGCCGGACUUACCGUCAAUUGA
This is a messenger RNA of Bipolaris zeicola 26-R-13, 2274 nucleotides long. RefSeq lists its product as uncharacterized. The record is from RefSeq and is a predicted model, not a curated record. The transcript is spliced from 4 exons. Lineage: Eukaryota; Fungi; Ascomycota; Dothideomycetes; Pleosporales; Pleosporaceae. The coding region runs from base 1 to 2274 and encodes 757 amino acids.